AAACAGAUUAUCAACGAUGGACAUGGAAGUUAAUGAGGAGAGAGGUACGACACAUGAACUUUUAAUCAAAAAGCACAUAGAAUAUGUUGUAAAUCAUGGAAACGACAAAAAUGACUUUGAGUAUACAAUGACAGAAUUUCUACGAAUGAGUGGAAUAUAUUGGGGUACAACAUGUUUAGAUAUUAUGGGCCAACUAGAUAAACUUGACAAAAAAUCAAUAAUAGAAUUCAUCAAAAAAUGUCAGUGUGGGUCGAGUGGAGGCAUUUCAGCAUGUGAUGGUCACGAUCCUCAUCUGCUUUAUACUUUAAGUGCUAUUCAAAUUCUUUGCACUUAUGAUGCAUUGCAUGAAAUUGAUAUUCAAGCGGUUGGAAAAUAUGUUCAAUCGCUACAACAACCAGAUGGAAGCUUUUUCGGGGAUAAAUGGGGAGAAAUUGAUACAAGAUUCUCAUUCUGUGCUGCUGCUAUAUUAGCUCUUACCAAUCAAAUUCACCUUAUCGAUGUUAAAAAAGCUACUGAGUUUGUUCUAUCGUGUGCGAAUGCUGAUGGUGGAUUUGGAUCAAAGCCAUAUGCUGAAAGUCAUGCUGGACUUAUUUAUUGCUGUGUAGGAUUUCUCUCAAUUACUCACAAUCUUCAUAGACUUGAACGUGAAAAACUUGCAUGGUGGCUUUGUGAAAGACAAUUAAAGUCUGGUGGGCUUAAUGGACGACCUGAAAAACUUCCUGAUGUUUGUUAUUCAUGGUGGGUUCUCGCAUCUCUUACCAUUCUUGGCAGACUUCAUUGGAUAAGCAGUGAAAAACUCAAAGAAUUUAUUUUACUGUGUCAAGAUGCUGACACUGGCGGAUUUAGUGCCCGUCCAGGAAAUAUGCCAGACAUAUUUCAUACUCUUUUCGGUGUUGGAGCAUUGUCGCUUCUCGGCUACCAGAAUCUUAAGAAAAUCAACCCAACCUUCUGUAUGCCCGAAGAAAUAGUUCAGAAAUUGUAUCAAGUUCAGAUCUUAGAAUCAUAACUAACUCGUAUGAAGCACACUUUGAUUGAACUUUGUUUCCUUAGCCUUCUUAUUCUUUUUUUGCUCUUAUUCCAAACUAUGAUAAGCAUAAAGCAAUUAAAUGUUAAGAUCAAAAUUAAAUCUUGUUUAAUAAACUAUAUACAAGCUAUAAAAAUUUACUAUGUACAUCUGUACAUAUAUGUACAUAUAUAAAUUUCGAG
This is a messenger RNA of Clunio marinus, 1206 nucleotides long. NCBI's taxonomy places the organism in Eukaryota, Metazoa, Arthropoda, Insecta, Diptera, Chironomidae. The record is from the annotation of a GenBank genome assembly.